This is a messenger RNA of Iphiclides podalirius (scarce swallowtail), 207 nucleotides long. The record is from the annotation of a GenBank genome assembly. Lineage: Eukaryota; Metazoa; Arthropoda; Insecta; Lepidoptera; Papilionidae.
AUGGCUUUGGCUUAUCCGGUGGCGCGCUUUUCGCUGCGUCGCUUGGUGCAAAUGGGGGGCGGAGACCCCGCCUCCCGAGGCGUAGGGAGGGCCGCGCCGUUCGCCUCGCCGGAGGAGGCCGGAGGGCCAGUCGCGUUCGCCGACGCGGAGCCAGCGCGCGUUGUGCGCGCGAAACGUCGCAAAGCGCGCCUCGAAACUAAACCCCAC